Molecule: messenger RNA, 820 nt
Organism: Hibiscus syriacus
Lineage: Eukaryota; Viridiplantae; Streptophyta; Magnoliopsida; Malvales; Malvaceae
Product: N-alpha-acetyltransferase 50-like
Exons: 3
Coding region: 174-668 (164 amino acids)
Biological process (GO): mitotic sister chromatid cohesion
Cellular component (GO): NatA complex; cytoplasm
Molecular function (GO): N-acetyltransferase activity
Source: RefSeq, a predicted model, not a curated record
CCAAAUUUUCUCCCUCUAUAGGAAGGGGCAAAAUCUCUCCACCGUCGCUGUAAAUUUACAAAGCCUACCUUUCCUCUGUCCGUACAAUCCCCUCACAACGCCAUUGUUACAACUUAUAUCCCCUCCCCCUCCGCAAAUCUUUUGUUUUAUUGGACCAAAAAAGAGCUAAUAAAAUGGCGGGUGGGCGAGAAGUAGCAAUAUCACUAGAUGGUGUGAGGGACAAGAACGUGAUGCAGUUAAAGAAGCUCAACACUGCUAUCUUCCCUGUUCGUUACAACGAAAAGUACUACGCCGAUGCUCUGGCUUCCGGCGAAUUCACCAAGCUUGCAUAUUACAGUGAUAUCUGUGUUGGAUCAAUUGCUUGUCGGCUGGAAAAGAAGGAAGGUGGGGCCAUCUGUGUGUACAUCAUGACAUUGGGUGUUUUAGCACCAUAUCGGGGCCUAGGAAUUGGUACAAAGCUAUUGAACCAUGUUCUUGAGCUUUGUUUGAAGCAACACAUACCGGAAAUCUAUUUGCAUGUUCAGACAAACAACGAAGAUGCCAUCAAGUUCUAUAAGAAAUUCGGAUUUGAAAUCACGGAGACUAUCAAGAACUAUUACACAAACAUUGACCCUCCCGAUUGCUUUGUUCUUACCAAGUUCGUCGCUCCAUCACAAGAGAAGAAAUAACAAUUCAAAGCUAGUACUGUUCUCGGAAGGGCAUUAUUUAUUGUUGUGGCAUUGAAUUUGAUCAGUUCCUAUACAUUUGGGAAUUAUUUUGAUGAUAAGGAUGCUGUAAUGCACGAAUGGCAUGAGUUAUGGCAUUAAUGAGUCGUGAUUUG